Drosophila kikkawai is the source of this 999-nucleotide messenger RNA. RefSeq names its product Holes in muscle (gene Him). Lineage: Eukaryota; Metazoa; Arthropoda; Insecta; Diptera; Drosophilidae. The record is from RefSeq and is a predicted model, not a curated record.
GGGCAACUCGGGACAGUCUUUGGCGGCAGCUCGACACGGUCGGAUCGGAUCGGAACGGAAUAUAUAUUUAUAUAUACUUCAUAUAAAUAACCAACAGCCACCUCGAUGGGCGUCAUCUACAAAAUACUCAAGCAGCAACGCCAGCAGCACCAUCGGAGCCAUCAUCUCACCAUGGAUCUCAGCCUGAGCUCCACCACCCGGUGCAAGGUGCAGGCGGCCAUCAAGCAGCGACAGCAGCAUAGACUGGAGCAGAGCCAAGAGCUGGAGAAGGAGCGGGAACAGCACCAAGAGCCAGCGCGAAGGCAGGAGCCCGAUGGCCAGUGCAUGGAGAUCGAUGACAAAGAAGAGCUGGCCGAGCAGCAGCUCCAGCAGCUGUGCCGCUUCCUGGCCGACAAUGCAGCCCGCAAGAAGCGUCAGCGUUUCAAGUUGCAAUAUCAAGAUCAUGAUCGGGUUCUGGAUCAGCAGCGGGAGCAGGAGCUGGAGCAAGAGCCCUAUUCGCCGCCGCCGCCACAUGAAAUGGCCAUGGAGUUCAUAGAUCAGCUCCAGCAAUCCUCGCCAGCAGCGAUGAUCAGCAGCACCAGCAGCAGCAGCAGCCCUGCAACGGCGCCACGUGAUAGCAUCCUGCUGAAGAUACGCCACCAAAUCUUUGAGAGAAAGCGCCAGAGACAACGUCAGCUGGCGGAGUUGGUGCAGCAGCGUCUGGUGGUCUGGAGACCCUGGUAGGGAGUAUACCCAGAGAGAUUCUGAGAGAGAGAGAUCCGGGAACUGAGACUAGUCUAAGUGUUAGCUGUAAGAACGAUUUCGGUAUUAUUCCUGCUGCUGUGUGAUCAACGCGCUGCUCUUCCAUUUUCCCCAAGCAACUCUUUUUUUUUUUUUUGUAUGUUAAUAAUAAUUUAGCAAUAAAGAUUUAUUUUUCGAAAAAAUGAAAUACUCUUGAAAUGCACUUGAAAGUCCGCAGCUGUAUUUUCUCAAGAUUUUAUUUAUUGAACAUUGACACCA